CCCCCCCUUCCCCUGGAUCCUGCCCCUUGGGGCACUUCCCCACCCUGCCCCCAACUUCAGGGAACUUUCCAGUCCUGCCCCCUCCGUGGUGGGCGGCCGGGAUGCCCGGAGCCCCCCAGUACUGCCCCGUGACCUUUGACCUGCCCUGUGACCUUUGAUCUGCAGGUGAGCUACAAUCAGGGGGGCACCGUAGCCCUCCAUUUGCUGCGCCACCCGCGGGGAUGUCGCCGCCCCCGCCUCCGUGUCUGGCCGGAGACCCCGGCAUGGGCCCGGUGUGGCCCCGGCCCCGGUGAGCCGGCGCAGGGACCAUGAGUGGCGCCCGGAAGAAAAGCAGCUUCCAGAUCACCAGCAUCACCAGCGAGUUCGAGCCGCCGGCGGCGCCGCCCGCCCCGGAGCCGCCCGAGGACACGGCCGCGCCGCGCAACGGGCCGCCCGGUGCUGCCUCCCGCUUCCGCCUGGUGAAGCUGGACCAGGGCCCGGGCGAGCCCUUCAAACGGGGCCGCUGGACCUGCCUGGAGUUCUACGACCAUGACCCUGAGCACCAGGCUGUGGGGCGGCUCCUGGGCGCCCCCCGGCACCCACAGUCCCUCGACUCCCGCCUGGAGCUGGCUGGGCUGCUGCCCAAGCCCCACGGCUACUUCAGCCCCCCGCCACCGCUGCGUGGGCACGGCCACUCCCAGGGCACGGCCCAUCCCGGCGAGCACUUGCCCCACUCGCUGGGGGGCGGGGAGAGGACGCCUGGGGGCAGAGCUCACAGCCAUGGGGCCGCCGCGGAGCCGAGCCUGGGGGUCGAAGAGCUGCUGCUACCCCACAGCCUCGCCCAGCGCAUCCGGAGGGAGAUGGAGGAGCGGCACAAGGUGCCACCCCGAGGCUCCCGCCCCUCAUCCCCAGCCCCCCCGUUCUUCCGGGAAGGGAGCCCUGUCCGGAGGGGGUCAGACCCCUUUGGAGGCCUGGCCCGCUCCAUGUUCGCUAUGGGGGGCCACCAGGACAGCGAUGAUGAAAGGUGAGGCGGGAUUUCCUGUCCGCUGCGCCUGGUGGAGGGCGGGACUUCCUGGUUUGCCGAGGAGUGGGUUUGGGGC
Molecule: messenger RNA, 1079 nt
Organism: Chrysemys picta bellii (western painted turtle)
Lineage: Eukaryota; Metazoa; Chordata; Testudines; Emydidae
Source: RefSeq, a predicted model, not a curated record